Messenger RNA from Drosophila serrata, 2214 nucleotides. Its product is annotated as polyadenylate-binding protein. Lineage: Eukaryota; Metazoa; Arthropoda; Insecta; Diptera; Drosophilidae. The record is from RefSeq and is a predicted model, not a curated record. Gene Ontology annotation, molecular function: RNA binding.
UAUAUAUAACAAUAAUGAACAGAAACCCGUUUUCCCAAAUUUAAACCUUCACAAGUUCCAACAACACUCAACGAUAGUUCACAAACAAUCGAUUGUUGCAGCAGCAACUGCAACUAUCGUACACGCAAUCGAUAGUUUGACAGCUCUGCAAGUAGCGACAAAUUUUUGCAUAAAAUAAUUAAAUAAUAAAGGGCGAACGCCGACGCUGCAAACCGUUGUUUUUUAUUGCUGCAAUUGCUAAAGAAUAGAGUUAAGUGCCACCCGAAACACAGAAGCAGAGCGGUCGCGAAAUUGCAAGCAAGAGCCAUACGAAAAAGCAGCGACGGCCCAAAAGUGAAAGCCCCCAGAAAAAGUACAAAAGAGAGACGGAGAAAGAGCGAGAGAGAGAGACGAAACGAGAAAAGAGUCUGGGCGAGAGAAAAAACGAUUUUUUCAGAGAACACCGCGAAUUUUUGUCAUAUUUUCCCAUUUCUGUGUGCAGUGGAACUGGCAGAGCGUGAGCUAAGACCUGCAGAGAACCCAGCGAAGCAUAGGCAGCAACAAGGAACGAGGAGGAACCCAGCCAGAACCUAACCAGCGCGCUGCCACAGAAUCGCUUCAAGAUUCUCAGCCACAUUUACAGCGGGAUCCAGAUCCAGAGCCUGAGCCACGGGAGCCACCGGGAGCAGCACAGACCAGCAACCAGCGCCAACAGCACUCCACUAGCCGCCACCACGCUCCACAAACAGCCAGCCAUCAUGUUCGUCAACUCGAUGACGUUCCGCGGCAACCCGGCGAACUAUCAUCAGCAGCAGCCGGCCCUGAACCACCACACGCUGGCGGCGGCGCAUCAUCAGCAGCAGCUGCACCACCAUGCCGCCGCCGGCCACCUGGGCCACGUCGGCGGCGGUCAUGCGGCCAGCAAUCACCUGGCUGCCGCCGCCGUUCUAGGUCGGCAUGGCCACAACUCUCUGGGCAGCGGGCACACGUCCGGCUCCUCCCACUCCACUGGCGUGGGUGUGGGCGUCGGUGGCGGUGCUUUGGCCAGCGGCACCAGUGGUGGCGGCGGCAGCGGCAAUAGCUCACCGGAUAGCGGCAAGAUCUAUAUCAAGAACCUGGAGCGAUCCAUCGACAACAAGGCAGUGUACGACACGUUCUCCGUGUUCGGCAACAUCCUGAACUGCAACGUGGCCAAGGACGAGGACGGCAACUCGCGCGGCUACGGUUUUGUGCACUUCGACUCCGAGGAGGCUGCCCGGGCGGCCAUCGAGAAGGUGAACGGGAUGCUGUGCAAUAACCAGAAGGUGCAUGUGGUCAAGUUUAUACCACGACGGGACCGGGAGCAGGAGAAGGCCACCCACUUCAAGAACCUGUACGUGAAGAACCUCAGCGAGGAGUUCACCGAGCAGCACUUGCGCGAGAUGUUCGAGCCCUAUGGCCGCAUCACCAGUCACAAGCUCAUGCUGGACGAGGAAGGGCGCUCGCGGCGCUUCGGUUUCGUGGCUUUCGAGAAUCCACAAUCGGCGCUGGCCGCCGUGAUCGGCCUGCACGGCAAACAGCUGGGCGACAACAAGUUCUUGUACGUGGCACGAGCCCUGAGCAAGGCUGAGCGGCAGCAGGAGAUCAAUCGCAAGCUGGAGGAGCGCAAGCGUCAGAAGGCCGGCCAGAUAUUCUACUACUAAGCCGGAACAGAAUCUGGAUCGCGAGAGGUGUUUACUCAGAACCCACAUAAAUACAAUAUACACACAUAUAUAAACCCUAUAUAGCUAUUUACGAGAAAUUGUAUCGGCAGCGGACAUUCAGGCAGCUGGCAGGCAGAGGUAGGACGCAGGACACUAGUCCUGCCAUUACACAUUUAGACGUAGGCAAAAAGUGUUGCAACACAGUUGAAAUUUAUAGAAACACACACGCAUAAGAACAGAAACAGAACUCGUACUCGAAUUCGAACUUGAACGCGGACUCGAAAUCGAUAUCGAAUUGAAAGGAUUUUCUAGGCAUUAGGACAACAGUUUCUAGGCACUCACUAGCGUUUUUUUGGAAUUAGAUGUUUGUCUUUACUGUUGAAUUUAGUGAGCAGAGGCUUCGGUGUCAGCUUCUCGCCUAAAAAGAACACAUUGCGUACGUAUUUCGAACAUGUAUUUACCCCACACACACACACCCCAAACAAUCUAACUGGAUCCUUAGCAUUGUCGAGCUACGCCCAGAUGACAUAAAUAUUUACACAUACCUAAUAUA